Messenger RNA from Penicillium verhagenii, 498 nucleotides. RefSeq lists its product as uncharacterized. The transcript is spliced from 2 exons. Gene Ontology annotation, cellular component: membrane. Lineage: Eukaryota; Fungi; Ascomycota; Eurotiomycetes; Eurotiales; Aspergillaceae. The record is from RefSeq and is a predicted model, not a curated record. The coding region runs from base 1 to 498 and encodes 165 amino acids.
AUGUUACGACUCAAUCCCGGCGCCCUAGCCGUCACCAUCUUCCUUACAACAGCGGCGAUCGCAUACGCGCGCACCGGCACAAUCCAACAAUCUCUCGAAUCCCUCCCCACAAACACAUCGCUCGUCAUCGCGCUCCUCUCCUUCCUCGGCGGUGCCCUAGAAUCCAUCCGCACAAAGUCCCCCGCCGCAUUCUUGCUAGGCCACAUCUUCAGCGCCGUCUACGCCGUCGCCUUUGCGCGUCUGCGAGAGGGUGCAGCCUCGGGUGCCGAGAUUGGACUGAUCGGGUCCGUCGUGUUGACUGUCAUUCCGAUGCUAGCGGACCCAAGCUGGAACCUGGUUUCCAAGGAAUUGGGUUACAUUGGCGGGUGGGGAGUCGCGGUUUUCGCGUACGCGUACGGGGGUAUUGGGCUGACUACCACGCUACUUUUUUCGCUGGUCCUGCUGGCUUUUAGGGAUGAUAUCACGCGGAUCCGGAAUCGGGUGGAUGAACAGAUUUGA